Molecule: messenger RNA, 474 nt
Organism: Xenopus laevis (African clawed frog)
Lineage: Eukaryota; Metazoa; Chordata; Amphibia; Anura; Pipidae
Gene: rplp2.S
Product: ribosomal protein lateral stalk subunit P2 S homeolog
Biological process (GO): translational elongation; cytoplasmic translational elongation
Cellular component (GO): ribosome; cytosolic large ribosomal subunit
Molecular function (GO): structural constituent of ribosome
Source: RefSeq, marked provisional
GUAGAGGAAGCACGCGUUGUUUCGCGGCGCACGGUCUUAGGUGAAAUAAAGUGAUAUAAAGUACAAUCAGCCAGGAUGCGUUACGUAGCCGCUUAUCUUCUGGCAGUCCUUGGGGGCUCUGAAUGUCCGACCAUUGCUGACCUGACAAAGAUCCUCAACAGUGUUGGUAUAGAAACCGAUCAACAGCGUGCAGAGAAGGUUGUUGGUGAACUGAAGGGCAAAAGCAUUGAUGAGGUUAUUGCCCAAGGUAACAGCAAAUUAGCCAGCAUGCCAUCUGGAGGUGCUGUAGCUGCUGCCGCUGGUGGUGGAUCUGCUGCCCCCGCUGCUGGAGGAUCAGCUGCUCCAGCUGAGGAGAAAAAGGAAGAAAAGAAAGAAGAGUCUGAGGAGUCUGAUGAUGAUAUGGGAUUUGGCCUCUUUGAUUAGAACAAUCGCCACUUUCAAACUGCUCAAUAAAAGACAUUUAUUUAUACAGUA